CUUGGUCACACCUUGAACCGUACUUGCAGGCCACAAAUUCGAUCCUGAACUCGAUUUAAUUCAGGCAGAAACUACACACACAAGGUUUCUCGUAUAUCAUCAACAGCGCAAUGUGAUACUUCAAAGUUCAGUUGACGAACGACACAUUUGUGCUGUAACAGCGUCCAAGUCAUUAUUCUGUAGACUCUCUGUCCCCUGCCUGAUUCGAUCAUCUCAUUUUUUUGAUAAAAUACGUUCCUCUCAUUUGGACGGUAGUUGUCGGGCAUUAUCCAUCCUGAUGAUAACCGUGGCAAAACUUUGAUCGAAAUUGGUUAUUUAACACCGAUCGAGUCAAGAAUCGAGUCACAACUUUUUCUCAACCAUCUGCCAUCUCAUCCCAAAUGUCCAAGCCCACUCUCUGGCUUCGCUGCGAAAAGAAAGAGUUCGAACGUCGAACUGCAUUAACACCAGCUACCACCAGAAAGCUCAUCGAUGCCGGUCUCGAAAUCUUUGUUGAACGGGAUACGCAACGAAUUUUUAAUGACUCUGAAUACGAAGCUGUUGGAUGUAAGCUGGUGGACAAUAAUACUUGGCCAUCGGCACCGGUGAACGUCCCAAUCAUUGGAUUGAAAGCGCUGCCCGAGUCCACAGACCCUAUCCCACAUAGUCAUAUCCAGUUUGCACACUGUUACAAGCGACAAGAGGGGUGGGUCGACAUAUUGAUGCGUUUCCACCGUGGUGGAGGAACCCUGUACGACAUAGAGUUCUUGACGGAUGCCAACGGUCGUCGGGUUGCGGCCUUUGGUUAUCAUGCUGGUUUCGCAGGGGCAGCUGUUGGUGCUCUCGCGGUCGCAUCACAGAGAAGGGGCGAAAAACUUGGACAUCUCACGUCGUUCGAGAAUGAAGACGCGAUGAUUAACGCCGUCAAGACCGCCUUAGGUGGCAGUGGCAAGGGUGUCAAGGCCCUGAUUAUUGGCGCUCUGGGAAGGUGUGGACGCGGCGCUGUUGACCUCUUUAGAAAGAUCGGUCUGGACGAGGACGACAUUCUCAAGUGGGACAUGGCGGAAACUGCAAAGGGCGGCCCCUUCUCUGAGAUUCUUGAUGCCGACAUCUUCGUCAAUUGCAUCUAUCUCAAUUCCAAGACUCCCCCGUUCUUGACACGUGAACAGCUCAUCUCCGCCGGAAAAGGACGGCGGCUGUCGACAGUUGUCGAUGUCAGCUGCGAUACUACCAAUCCCUUCAACCCGAUUCCCAUAUAUACAAUUAAUUCAACAUUCUCUUCGCCCACAGUAUCUGUUGACGUCGGGACUGAAAAUCCACCACUGUCAGUGGUAUCCAUUGAUCACCUCCCUUCCUUGCUUCCACGGGAAGCCUCAGAACAGUUCAGCUCAGACCUUUUUCCCUCCUUGCUCCAGCUUCCUGACCGGAAGAACGCGCGAGUGUGGACUGAAGCCAAGGCACUUUUUGACAAGAAAGUCGCCGAGGCCGUCGAAGAGGCUAAGUUGUAGACACGUGAGGCGACUUUAGCAGCCUUUAGGCAGUAAAAUACAAUGUGUAUUGUUAAUAGACAGACCAGUAUAAAAAUACUACGCAUGAUGCCAAAAUAU
Guyanagaster necrorhizus is the source of this 1586-nucleotide messenger RNA. RefSeq names its product saccharopine dehydrogenase. Gene Ontology annotation, molecular function: saccharopine dehydrogenase (NAD+, L-lysine-forming) activity. The coding region runs from base 381 to 1487 and encodes 368 amino acids. NCBI's taxonomy places the organism in Eukaryota, Fungi, Basidiomycota, Agaricomycetes, Agaricales, Physalacriaceae. Gene Ontology annotation, cellular component: cytoplasm. The record is from RefSeq and is a predicted model, not a curated record. The transcript is spliced from 5 exons.